AUGGGAGAGGCCGCGAAGGACCAGCCCGAUGCCGGGUUGAAGAGCCUCAAUCACUAUUCGAUCCGUCUGCCCCUCUGGCGCUACUGGCCCCGACAAAAACUACUGCCUCUGAUCCGAUAUGAGACCCCGUAUCUGGCCUGGGCGCAGGAAAAGGUCCGCACACCUGCGCUCGACUCCUACUUUGCCUUUACGGCCAAUUUGGGAACUCACACGUUUUUCAUGGUUUUCCUGCCCUUCCUCUUCUGGUGCGGGUCGAAUGAUUUGGGUCGAGGACUGGUGCGCAUCCUAGCCGCAGGCGUCUUUCUCAGUGGGUUUGUCAAAGACUUGCUCUGUCUUCCUCGGCCUCUGUCUCCGCCGCUGCAGCGUAUUACCAUGUCCGGAUCCGCAGCGCUGGAAUACGGGUUCCCCUCCACCCAUUCGACAAACGCCGUCUCCGUCGCCGUAUACGCGUUAUCUUUACUGCAUUCGCCGGACUCGACUCUUAGCACGCAAACCGCUCUCCUUCUUCAAGUGAUCACUUAUCUCUACGUCACGUCCAUUGUCUUGGGUCGGUUAUACUGCGGGAUGCAUGGGUUCUUUGAUGUGAUUAUCGGUUGCAUCAUGGGUACGGCAAUCGGUCUCGCACAAUUUUAUUAUGGGUUCGAGUACGACGAGUAUAUCUUGUCCGCGUCGUGGACACAGAUACUAUUCAUCACCAUUGUGGUUCUCACGAUGGUCCGCAUCCACCCGGAGCCAGCGGACGACUGUCCAUGCUUUGAUGAUAGUGUCGCUUUCGCAGGCGUGGAACUUGGUGUCACCGUGGCUUCCUGGAGGUUCGCCAAAUCCAGCAUCGCCUGGGCGGACGGCUCGAUCCCAUAUCGGUUCGAUGAAUUGGGGUUGAUCAAGACUGUUGCUCGUCUGGUCUUGGGCGUGCUGUGUGUUUUUGCUUGGCGAGAGACCAUGAAGCCUUCUCUGCUGCGCAUGCUGCCUCCUCUCUUCCGCAGCUUGGAGAAACUUGGACUUCUUCUGCCCCGUCGUUUCUUCACCACUGCCUCGAAAUACACGACCAUCCCUUCACAUUUGAAAGAUCAUGACGUGCUCCCUAGUUUCUCUGACAUCCCAUCCAUCCUCACCACCAUGCGUCAUCCUCGCCGUCGAGCGGUCUCAGUCGGCCCGCAGUCUGAAGCCGAUGCCUAUGAAACCUUGGCAUACCGCCGGAAACGCCGACGCGAGAGCGCAUCGAGUGACCGCCGUCCCUCCCCAGCAGCAGACAGCGAUCGCAAACCUAACGGAGUUGCCGUCGCAUCUUCGAAACAAUCCAAACUAGACGAAUACGAGCACAUGAUGGGCACUGGCAGCCCGCACGUUUCUGCGGUCGACGCGGACUCCCGCCUCCGGGUGUCGCCAUUACCGUCCCCGCAAUAUGACGAAAAGUUCGACGAGAAGGAGGUGUUCUCGCAGAUCAAAAAGCCUCGGGUGCGUUACGAUGUUGAAGUGGUGACCAAACUGAUCGUAUACACCGGUAAGCAGCCCGAUCCAAUCCCCCCUAUCUUGGUCCAACGCAGCCACUCACUGUUUGUCUUUCUUCCAGGGAUUGCCUACGUUGUAAUCGAUGUCGUUCCCUUCAUAUUUGAGAGAGUGGGACUCGGUGGGGAGCCUCAGUUACGGCUCUUGUCCUGGCUUCUUUCUUGUCAGUGUUUCAAUGAUGGACAUGAAACCUUCCACUUUUCCUCUGCUCCACACCUCCCUCCUCACUUUACUUUCCUUGUCCCGUAUCUCUCCUUCCGCUUCCAUCGCGACACACCCUUGAGCUCGCGCCUCUUGCGUUCUUCAUCCACGACACCGGCAACCCCCCGCAGAAAUAUCAGUAUGGGGGGGUUCUUCUGGCGACGAAAGUCGCAGGCUCCUCCGAAACAGGAACCCGAGCUCCCGCCUCAGCCGCAGUCGCAGUCGCCAUUUGGCGCAUUUGCAAGUUGGCAGGCUGCUCAAUCCCCCGCAGCUACCCAAUACUCCGAUGUUUCAGAUGACCACCGCACACCUCCGAUCCCGGGCGCAUUCCCAGAAUCGCCUCCCUCAUCGCCCACCCUUGCACGCAGCGAUCGCCGCGAAGAAGUUGAUGGUUUAAUUGACAGGGAGGAUGGUGUUCAUAUGGGAGAACUCACUUCUGCGCUCCCCGAAGUAUUCACAACUCCUGAGCUCCCAACGGAACUCGGACAACAUCUGCAUCCGCGCAGACCAAGACAUCUCACUCCUACGCCCACACGAGUCAGACGCGUGCAUCCAGUCACACCACCUCAUCUAGUCCUGGAAGAUGAAAUUCCUGUGGAUGAUCCGUGGAGUGAGCAGUCGAGGGCGUAUGAGAGGCUGCCUUUCGGGCGACCUGUUUCUGCUGUGCACCUUUUCUACCCUGAACGGAGACCCAUUCCAUCAGGUCGGAUUGAAUCUGUCUUCACAUCACAAUGGCAAAGGCUGGAGAAAGAAAGAAAAGCCCAGGAGCGUGAUCUGCGCCUCCCCACAAGAAUCAUCCCGAAAGGGCUUGCAGUACGCCCACUCUCUUGGGAGUGGCUAAAUCGCGUGUCACAAGAGAUGAAAAAGCCGAACAACCACAAGGUUGCAAUGUCGCUUUCUGGGGAUCCAAUAUCCCGCCGAGAUAUCGCAACGUGCGUUACGCCUCUUGAGUGGCUAAACGACGAGAUCAUCAACGCCUACAUCGCCUUGAUUAUCGAUUAUCUUCGCGGCUCGACAGGCCACACCGGCCAUCAAGAUCCACCUCGCUACCAUGCCUUUAAUUCGUUCUUCUAUUCUAGUCUUCGGGACAAGGGAUAUCAAGGUGUCCGGCGAUGGGCCAAUCGUGCCAAGAUUGGCGGCGAAAGGCUCUUAGACGUGGAUACGGUCUUUGUUCCUGUUCACCAAUCAAGCCACUGGACCUUACUGGUCGUUAGACCGGGAGAACGCACAGUCGAAUAUUUCGACUCGUUGGGUGCUCGCGGCGCGGCUCAGUUCAAAGUCAUAAAGGAGUGGCUGCGCGGCGAGUUGGGUGCCCGAUUUGACGAGGAAGAAUGGACUUUACUCCCAUCGAGAUCAUCGGCGCAGGAUAACGGAAGUGACUGUGGCGCAUUUCUCCUCUCGAAUGCAAAGGCAGUCGCCAUCGGUAUCGACCCCCGCGCCUUUAGUGCGGCCGACAUCAACAUGCUCCGCAAGAAGAUUGUGGCCGAGCUCAUCAACGGAGGACUGCGGGACGAGUUUGAUCCGGUCGAGAAGACGGGUAUUGCACUUCUUUGA
Penicillium riverlandense is the source of this 3261-nucleotide messenger RNA. RefSeq names its product Phosphatidic acid phosphatase type 2/haloperoxidase. NCBI's taxonomy places the organism in Eukaryota, Fungi, Ascomycota, Eurotiomycetes, Eurotiales, Aspergillaceae. The transcript is spliced from 6 exons. Gene Ontology annotation, biological process: proteolysis. Gene Ontology annotation, molecular function: cysteine-type peptidase activity; sphingosine-1-phosphate phosphatase activity. Bases 1 to 3261 code for a protein of 1086 amino acids. The record is from RefSeq and is a predicted model, not a curated record. Gene Ontology annotation, cellular component: endoplasmic reticulum membrane.